Molecule: messenger RNA, 264 nt
Organism: Triticum turgidum subsp. durum (durum wheat)
Lineage: Eukaryota; Viridiplantae; Streptophyta; Magnoliopsida; Poales; Poaceae
Source: the annotation of a GenBank genome assembly
AUGGCUCAGAUGGAGGCUGGCCGCACAAUCCCCAAGUUCGGCGCCUGGGACGUGAACAACCCGGCCUCCGCCGACGGGUUCACGGUCAUCUUCAGCAAGGCCAGGGAUGACAAGAAGGCCCCCGUCAACGUGCACAAGGCCAGCAGGUCCGCCGACGGCAAGGACGCCAGGCCCGACUCCAAGAUGAACCAGUCCUACAGCAACUCCAGGCCCAACACCUCGGUACCUUUUCUUCUUCCUCUUCUUCUUCCUCACCUAUCUUAA